AUGCUCCACGACUGCCCGCCUGCCCGCCCCCCACGUGUCGAAGGCACGUGCAGUGCACGUGACAGUGCCACAGUUCGCACAGCCACAGCUGCUGCCACAACUGCCAGUGCCACGGCUACAAAUAGCACCACAGUUCGCACAGCCACGUGCUCGCCGCCAUCUUCAUCUUCUCCAAGGCCAUUGGAAAUCGUGGCCAGGCCGCCCCUAAAACGCGAAAGUCAGCGCCAACGCGAAAACUCGGAGACUCAUCUGCCGAAAACGGUGCCAGGUGUCACGAAUUUGGGCGACACAAAUUCCGGUGUCACUAAUGCAAAUGCAAAUGCCACAAACUCAAAACCUCACAAGAUCAUUAGUCCUUCCAAUCUAAUGAAUUCCAAGAUUAACAAGAAAUUCCAAGAUUUACCAGAUAAUCUUACACUUAAUGGAACCACUCCAAGUGGUAAAUUACGACUCUUUCUUUGUGAUUUUUGCAAAAGAGCAUUUGCUCGUCAAGAACAUCUGACUCGUCAUAAACGAUCUCAUACAAAUGAAAAACCAUUUCUUUGUAAUUUAUGUUUUAAAAAUUUCACUCGUAGAGAUUUAUUAAUUAGACAUGCUCAAAAGAUUCAUGGAGGUGAUAUAGGUCAAUCAUACAAGAGACGUUCCACAACUGCUUCCAAAAAUUCUAAAUCUACAAAGAGUAAAAAUAGAAAAACAACAACUUCAAAUUUGAAAGUUGAUACGAAGAUUCAAAUUCGACCUGCCAUAACUGCUAGUACGACUGCGAGUGCGACUACAGCUUCAACAAAUUCAUCAUCUCAAAAUGAUUAUCCAAACUGUCUCUCUAAUGGCUCUACCAUUUCUCAAGAGGCUACUGAUUCAGCUCAAAGUUCUUUGGAUUUAGAAAAUUUUUCUCUUGGCGAUCCACUUUUCACAAGAAGAGCUUCGUUUAGUGCUCAAACUGGUGGUAAUUACGUGGCUCAAUUGAAUGAAUAUUGGAAAAAUCCCAAUUCCAAUAUCAAUACAAACAAAACCACAACCACAAAUGCCAAUGCCAAUACAAUUGUUAAUCCACCUGACUUAGAUACUACUACUGCAAAUAACAUCAACGUAUCAACUCAAUUUAAUGAAUAUUCUAAUGAAUUUAAUAAUAUCCAAUUUUCUACUCCUCAAUUAUCUCCCAUCGAUUACGUCAAGGAAAAUAUUUUGUUGUCAUAUGAAUUAUUUUCAGAUUUACCUGAUAAUAAACAAAAAUAUAACAAUACAAAUAAUAGAACAAAUAUUAAAACUUUAUUUAAAAAUAAUUACAAGAAUAAUUUAGAAUUAGAUCCAUUCACUACUAAUUGGUUAAAUAAAGUGGCUACCACAAACACUACAACGAAACCAAACAAUUACACUACCACUACUACUGCUACUGCUACAAAUCAAAUAUCUUCUUCAAGUUCAAGUUUGGAUACUUUUUUCGAUAUAAUAAAUUCAAAUUCAAUUUUGUUUAAUAAUAAUGAUUUUUCUAUAUCUCCAGAAUCAAAUUUACAAAAUACAAACAAUGACACUACUACCAUUACGAACGAUAAUAACAAUAACAAUAUCGAUAACAACAACAACAACAACAACAACAACAACAACAACAAUAAUAAUAACAUACAAUUACCUCUUGAUCUACCAAAUUCAUUUAUUCAAAAUUUCUUAUCAGAUUAUGAAAAUACAAAUAUAAUGAAUUCUUAUUCAUUUUAUGGUGUAGAAUCACCAACCUUUAAUGAUCAAACUAUAAUUUUAAAUUCAAAUUCAUUCAACAACAAUAACUUUACCAAUAACAAUACCAAUAAUAACAUAACAUUUUUCAAUAAAAGACUUCAUGAUAUGGCAAAUAUUGCAUUAAAUUACUAUUCCAUGGUUUAUUCGACUAAUAAUCAGCAUAAUACUACAACCACUACCACUUCUAAUGAAAAUAACGAACAUUUAAAACAUUUAGUCUUGCCUGAUUUACAAGAUUUAAAUGACUACUUAUUACAAUUCAAAACUCAUUUCUUAUCUCAUCAUCCUUUCAUUAAUCCAAGCCUAUUAAAAAUGGAUUUAGAUUCUUUUAUUAAUUAUAUUCAUGAAGAUAAUGAUAAUCAAAUUUCUUCCUCACCUUCUUCUUUGUCUCAAGAUAGUUUGGAUGAAGAUUUCAAAUAUUCAAAUAUUGUCAUCUUACCUUUAUUCAUGUGUGCAUUCGGUUCAUUGUUUAAAAGAGGUUGUGAUAAUACUACUGUGGAAUUAUAUGAAAUCAGCAGAAGAAUAUUGCAUGUCUAUUUAGAGAUUAGAAAAUUCAAAACUCAAAAUAAAGAUUCAAGUCAAAAUCAUAAUCAUCUUUGGUUAGCACAAUCUUUAAUUUUAAGUGUCACUUUUUCAUUUUUCGCUGAAAAGACAAAAUCUAAAAAUACUGAUAUUAUGAUAAAACAAUUAUCAGCGGUUUGUUCUGUUAUAAAAGUUAAUUUUUUAUCUUCAAUUACUUUUAAUAAUGAAAAUUGUAAUAUUAUUAAAAAUUUUAAUUCAACUUUCCAAUUCUUAAUUUUUGAAUCUAAAAUUAGAAGUUUUCUGUUAAUUUACAAGAUUUGUAAUUUUUUAAAAAUUUUUUUCAAUAUUAAGUUAACAAAUGAAAAUUCUUUAUUAUUAGAUACUGAUAUUGAAAAUAUUUUUAUUCCCAUAGAUGAAAAUUUUUGGAAUCAAUUAUCUUUUACAAAUAAUAAUUUCUUAAAUAAUGAGAUUUUAACAAAAAAAAUUAAACCAAUUAGUUUUAAAAAAUUAUAUCAAAGUUAUUUUUUAAAUAAUAGAGGUUUAACUUCAAUCCCACAAUCAUUAGGAACUUGUCUUUUAUUUUAUGAAUAUAAUUUGAAUGGAUUUUCUGUAUUUUUAGGUAAAGUAAAAGAUUCCAAAUUAGAGGAAAAUUUACAAAGACAACCAUCUUUAACUUUUUUCGAUCCUUUAAUAGAUUAUACUUUAGAUCCAAUUUUAACUUCCACUACUUUAAAUCAAGAUACAAUUAUUUUAAGAAAUGGAUUAAUGACAAUGAGUUUUUUCCAAAAAUUUUUACCAGGUAUUACUGAAAUUAUUAGAAACCAUAAACUUUAUGAAAUUUAUUAUAAUUUUUUAAAUCCUAAAAAAUUUAAUAUUAUUAAAAUGGAUUCUUCUUCUUUUUCAUUUUUAAAUGAUUUCUUAGUGGCUGUUAAAUAUUCAAUUAAAAAUAUUAUGGGAUUAUUUAAAAUUGAUCAAAAUUUAGCUUCAAAAGAAUUAAUAGAAUAUAAAUUAUCAGUUUUAAAUGUUCAAUAUUAUUAUUUCAAUUUCUUAAUUAUAAUUAAAUUUCUUUUAGAUUUUGAACAAAAUCCAAAUUUUAAAUUAUUAUUUAUAUUUAUUGAAUUGAAAAAAUUCGCCAAUGAUAUUUUAAUUCCAUUUUUAUCAAAAACUUAUCCAAAUGAUUUUGAUUAUUUUAAUUCUACAAUUAAUAGGGAUACAAAUACUACUACUAAUAAUACUAAUUCAGAAAAUCAACCAAUUAAUUUAAAUACCGAUAAACUUUGUGAGUUAAUUGAUAAUGUUCUUUUAAAUUCAUUUAAUGACUCUUCCUUUUUAGACAUGCACACGGAACAAAGUCAUGUAGAUAUCAGCAAUAUUUGGAAUACUCCAAUAACUUCAUCAGAUUCAAUGGGAUCUCAAUCUCCAAAUAUUUUAAAUAUUAAUGAUUUUUCAUCUCAAUUAUUUGGAAAUUCAAAUUUAGAAAAUAAAAUUUCUAAAUUUAAAAAUGAUAAUUAUUCCAUGGGAAAUAAUUUUAAAAAAAGAUAUCAAUUAUCAGGUAAAUAUAUUGUUAUUACAAGCACACUUUUGAAAAGAGUCUCCGAACAUUUUGUUAAUUGUCAUCUUUUAAAGAGAAUGGAACUUGAUUUCCUUCAACUGGGUGAAUUUUGGAAAAAUGAAAAUUAA
This is a messenger RNA of Henningerozyma blattae CBS 6284, 3936 nucleotides long. RefSeq names its product DNA-binding transcription factor ADR1 (gene ADR1). Gene Ontology annotation, biological process: regulation of transcription by RNA polymerase II. The record is from RefSeq and is a predicted model, not a curated record. The transcript has a single exon. Gene Ontology annotation, cellular component: chromatin. Gene Ontology annotation, molecular function: RNA polymerase II cis-regulatory region sequence-specific DNA binding; DNA-binding transcription factor activity, RNA polymerase II-specific. Bases 1 to 3936 code for a protein of 1311 amino acids. Lineage: Eukaryota; Fungi; Ascomycota; Saccharomycetes; Saccharomycetales; Saccharomycetaceae.